Sparassis crispa is the source of this 1089-nucleotide messenger RNA. RefSeq lists its product with no specific name. The record is from RefSeq and is a predicted model, not a curated record. Lineage: Eukaryota; Fungi; Basidiomycota; Agaricomycetes; Polyporales; Sparassidaceae. The transcript is spliced from 4 exons. The coding region runs from base 1 to 1089 and encodes 362 amino acids.
AUGGCUUUGUCCAACAUUCCGCCCUCACACCAUCUCUCCUCGAACGAGGAAGUCCGGAGAUAUGCCAAGUCGACCAAGGAAGGGAUCUACCCGCUGUCGGAAUCUGAGGUUGAGUGGAGAGACCGGUACGCAUUCCUUGAAAGAAAUGGGCUUCAAUUACAACCACGCUACCAUCUGGAGUGGCGCCCUUCGUGGCUGGAGACGGGGGAGAGCGCAGGGUAUUGCGAGGAUUCAGCUGAGUCAUGGAACCCAGACACAAUGGAUGCCACUCAACUCGGUGAGCCCUUCGAGAUGUUGUCGAUCAAGUCCGUGAAACGGAAGUGGCCCGAAUUCGCAAUUGCUUCGCAGUUGUCCAACUUUGCAACGGACCCUAGUAAUCACUGCGUUCCUAUCCAGAUGCUUCUGGAUGAUCCUCUCUAUCCUCACAAAGUCCUAAUGGUCACGCCGUAUCUCCAUCCUUUUAACGAGCCCGAGCUUUCAUUAGUGCAUGAUGUGAUGGAUUUCGUGAAGCAGACACUCGAAGGUCUACGUUUUCUCCACGAUCAUAAUAUUGCGUACCGGGACUGCAACUCCAGAAGCAUCAUGAUGGAUGCCCGUUCUCUAUAUCCACAAGGCCACCAUCCGAUCAACAUCAACAGUGUUCGCAGCGGAUUCGAUAAAGCCCUUCAUUAUGAUCGUCUGCACCACCCAGUCAAAUAUUACUUCGCUAACCUAAGCAAGGCCAGGCAGUUCCAACCCGGCAGGAAGCCGUACGUGGUUUACAAAGGGGGCGAGGACAUAUGGCUACCAGAAUGGUCCUCUAAGCUACCGUACGACGCCUUCAAAGCCGAUGUUUACCACCUGGGUUCACUGUUCGAGAGUGCCUUUCUUCGCGCUGACGAGGAUUUGCAGUGUCCAGAUUUGCGCGAGUUCCUCGAAUACUUCAAGUUCCUCGUGACUGCGAUGACGUAUCGCCAGCCCAAGGAGCGCAUCACAGCGUCCUACGCACUCUUCAUGGCCGAGAAGAUCACCUCCCUUAUACCCGAAGAGCAUAUGAGCAUGACUCUCUGGAAAACACCUAUUUUACGAUCUCUGCACAGAACUGGCUAG